Molecule: messenger RNA, 862 nt
Organism: Salvia splendens (bonfire salvia)
Lineage: Eukaryota; Viridiplantae; Streptophyta; Magnoliopsida; Lamiales; Lamiaceae
Exons: 5
Coding region: 45-566 (173 amino acids)
Source: RefSeq, a predicted model, not a curated record
AGAUUAAUAGAAAAAGGGACGAGAAAUUAUUUUCGCCCAAAUAAAUGUUUAAAAUAAUUAAAAGAGCCAUUUUAAACCGUAGUGUCAUAUCUCUGUCCCCACUCUCACAAAACCUUUCUCCGGUGAGACUCCGACGCUCCAUCUCAAAUUCGAGGACUGUUGAUGUAAAUACCUAUUCCGCACCAUCGAAAAUGUGGCAGAGGCUCCGUAAUGGCUGGUUAGAGAUUUUGAACAUUCAGAAGUUCAGGAGAAUCGUGUCUUACACUGGCUUUUACUGUUUUGCUACGCUGAUCAACUUUGCUUACACCAACAACACGACAAGGGCUGGACACUCGAGGGCUGAUCAAUUCUAUGCAUCUUAUCCAGCUGGUACUGAGCUUCUUACCGAUACUGGGAAGUUGUAUAAAGCUGCACUCGGCAAUUGCUUUGAAAUAGAGGAGUGGGGGCCGAUUGAAUGGAGCAUUUUGGCUAAACAUUUUGAACGGCAAGGGAAAUCACCGUAUGCUUACCAUUCACAAUAUAUGGCACAUCUGGCCUCCCUCGGGCAACUGGAUGGAAGCGGCUAGCUGAAGGAUGACGAGUAUCCAAUAUGAUGAUCUCAGGAUCAUAUCUGAGUGACAUAUGAAGUUGUUUGAGACGCAUAGCAACACAAGCCACUGAGAACACUACACUCAGUGUGUGCCCUCUUAGUGCUUAGGGUUGUUACUGCCCUACGUAAGUACGUAUUCAUACCUAAAACCGAGUUGUAAAAGUGCAGCCUUAUACUUGAGUUAGAUUUGUAGUUCCCCUUCACCUAAUGGUAGAUCGAUCAGUUUCGCAUUGGAUUAUUUGGUUUUGAAUAAAUUGAUUUAAGUGUGGAUAA